CCACCUCUUCUUCUACUUACUCCUUCCCAUCUCUCUCUCUCUCUCUCUCUCUCUCUCUCUCUCUCUCUAACUAACUAAACUCCCUUCCACAAAUACUGUUAAGUUCAUCAUUAAUUACUCUGUUUACAAGUUGUGGGUUGGAAUUAAUUCAUGGAAGAAGUGGAGCUUCAAAACUACCAAAAAGCCGACACGUCGUCAUCAUCCUCCGCCUCCCCACGGCUAAAGCUCUUCGGCUUCAACGUCUCCUCAUCCAAUUACUCAGACGAUGAUAAUUACAACUACAACCUUAAUCACAACAGCUAUUACGAUGAAGACCAUCGCCACGGCCACCAAAUCAACGCCGCGGCUGAAUCACUAGAAUCCAGCUGUUUCCCCGUGGGCCCACCAGAUCCGCCGCCGACGGCGGCGGACGGCGGCGGGAACGGCAGGAAGUACGAGUGCCAGUACUGCUGCAGGGAGUUCGCCAAUUCCCAGGCUCUAGGGGGACACCAGAACGCGCACAAGAAGGAGCGGCAGCAGCUGAAGCGGGCCCAGUUGCAAGCCAACCGCAACGCAGCGGCGGCCGCGGCCGCCGCCGUGUCUUUCUCCGGCGGUAUGAUUAGGAAUCCCAUGAUCUCUGCCUUCGCUCCUCCGCCGCAUCUCCUCCCUUCUCCUCCAUCCGGCGGCGCUGGAUCCAUAAUUGGGCCUCCGUCUUGGGUUUACUUGCCCCGUACCGCGCCCCCGUUUGGGGUCUCCCAUGGCGCCGUGUUUAGCGGCGGCGGCGGCGGUGGUGGGAGGGGCGGAGGGGGGUUUUUGUACGGUGUUGGCGCCGGAGGGGAGCUGGGAUUGUCGGGUGGGUCCUACCAAUGUCCGGAUGGGCCGACUUCGCUUAGCAGAUUCUCGAGAGGAGAAGGUGGGCCCAGUUUCGAUGACUCGUUGGGCUUGGACUUGCAUCUCAGUCUGGCUCCAGCUGGUCCGUGAUCUUUUUUUUUGCUCGUGGUUAUAUAUAAUUUUUUGUAUUUGCUCUAGGGAUAUUUGACUUUGGAAGUUCAUCAUUUAUAGACUCCGAUGGUCUUGUACAUUUCUCCAAUUAAUAUUUAUUUAUUUUGAUGGAAUCCGUGAUUCUUUUUUCUAUAUUUAUAGAUCUUUCUAUAAUUUCUUACUUAAUUUUGUAUUAAUUUGCUAGAAAAUAACAGAAGAACAAAGGGACAUGAUUAAAGCAAACGAUAGCCAUUUUAAGUCUUCGGUAGGUAAGAAAAAAAAAAGGAGGGUGAGUUUAUUGAAAUUAUGGGUAUCAUAUUGUAGUUAACUAAUUCCUAUUUAUGGUUAAUUACCAUCCCAUGAUGCAUAUAAGAUAUAGGUAUAUGUGGUAGGUAGAUUCGUUUGGUGGCCAUGUUUGUCAUCUUUGUGUCGAAAGGUAUAGAUUGCUAGCAAGAUUAACCAAAUUUUAAUCAUUAGUAAGAUUUACUUAUUAGAGUUCUUCAUUAAUUCAUGUGGGUCCAACUCCUCACAUGCUUGGCAAAAAAAUUCUUUCCUUGAUUAGACUAACAAGAGAAAUUGGAGCUUCCUACCCAACAUAAAAGAAAGGGGUAAAUGCCACAUUUCAGUUACCAAAUCGUGUCAUGUUUAGUCACUAGAAAAAAUUAAUAUCAAUUUUGGUCACUCGAAUUACUGGAACAUGUCAUGUUUAGUCACUUUCCCGUUAGUUUCCGUCCGACUUCAUUAAUGGAGUUGGAUGGAAAAUAAUGGGAGAGUGACUAAAUGUGACAUGUUUUAGUAAUUCGAGUGACUAAAUGUGACGUGUUUUAGUAAUUCGAGUGACUGGAGUUGGACGGAGGCUAACGGGAGAGUGACUAAAUGUGACAUGUUUCAAUAAUUCGAGUGACCAAAAUUGAUACUAAAUUUUUCUAGUGACUAAACAUGACACGAUUUAGUAAUCUUAGUGACCAAAUGUGGUAUUUACCCUAAAAGAAAGAAUAGAAAAUGGAGCUUUAUUUGUGUUUGAUCUGAAUUAAUUCAUUCAGAAGCAAUACUAAGAUCUAUCUUCAUUUAUGAACGAGUUUAUUUCACCAAUUUUUGUUUAUUUAUCUAAACUGAAUGUGUCAAAAAAAAAUUCGAUAACUUGUAAUCUGUAUAUAUAUUAUGUGGUAGUUAAGAUAUAAUAAUAUCACCGAUUAAUUAAAGACGGAUUUCAUACAUAUUUAUCCUAAACGAAGAAGAAGAAAGUUUAACCCAAGAUAAUUCGUUCAGAAUAUAAGAAAUUGACGGAAAAACAAAUAUUAAGCAAUGUAGUUCUAAUGUCAGACAUGCAGACAAAUUCUAAUUAUUGUUGAUGGAUCAAUGAUUCAUUCAUCCUUUGCUACAUUCUCUUCUAUCACCUAUAAAUAAAACUAUGAAUCGGUGUAGUUCAACCUGCAAAAUGGUCAAACAUGAUAAUACCUAAUCUAGUUUAUGAUAGGCACACAUAUAUUGAAGAGUUCAAUGUACACUGCACAUGAGUGGAAUUCGGUUGAGAAAUAUAAUGACUAUUUGUGCAUUAUAAGAAAUGAUAUAUUACUAAAGCUUUGUUAAUUUGGGUUUAGUAAAGCAUCCAUCUUAGAUUAUUAUAGCAAUUAGCACCCAUCUUUGAUAUGUAUGUAUAGAUUAUAGUAGGUAUAUUUGGUGCAUGAAUGUUCGUAGUUAACUCCUUUAAAAAGGUAUCAUAAGGUCAUAAGGAGGAGAGUUUCCAAACUACAUGGCCAAACCUAAUAUGACUCCACCGAGGUUUAGAAUUGUUUAUACAGGUGGGCCGCGAUAUUUCUUUUUAUUGUUUAAGAUCGAGUAUUCUACAUCCUGGCACAAUUACAAUUAUGAGUAAAAAAAUGAGAUUAGACACACUAGUUUUUACCCAAUCAUAUCAUAGGUCCUAUAAUUUUAUCUCAUGUUAAGUGUUGAAUACGAAAAAAACGAGAUUGGAAAAGAAGUCUAUAUCAUCAUGUCCGUUGUGGUUGGUUUAGAAAAGAAUGGGAAGUCAGACAAUUGAUACGUUCUAAACUGGAGGGGAAAAAAUUACAAUUUUGGUGAACGGAAACGAUUCUCCUUCUUCUAGGUAUGACUUGAUCUUUUAGUUCCAGCAGACUCAUAGAUCAUGGAAAAAGAUAACAACUCAGUAUAAAUUCGUUUGUUCAUCUCAACCAUGACACAACCAUACCAUCAAAUGUAAAAUCGAGGACAAAAACUCUUAAAGCGGAUUUAACCCAAAACAAAUCAUACACUUUACUACUAACACAUGGAAAAAUAAUCCAUUUCUAAGGGGUCGUUUGCUUCUAGGAUUUUAGAAAAUGAGGGAUUAUGAUAAAACCUUGGAUUUUGAAUAUGAGAGAUUAUGUUGGAUUUUGAUUAUGUUGGAUUUUGAAACUUCCAUGUUUGUUUGUAGGAUUUGGUAAUGGCUUUUAGUAGGUUGGAAUUAUGGCUUGAUGGGGGAAAUUACUUUCUUAUCCUUAAUGAACCACUUUUUACUUUACUUGUAUUUUGAAUGUUUUUGUAUAUACAUGAAGAAUUAGCAUAUGUAAAAAUGGCAGCAACAUCCAUACUAUUUGGUCAUAUUGUAUACACGCAAGAAGCCAUUAAAGUAAAUUGAAACUCUCAACCCAAACCAAUAAUAUCGAAAGGAUUAUCAAGGGUUUGGAUUGGAUUAUAAAAAAAGAGGAUGUAAGAAUGAAAUAAUUAAUUGUUGAGCUUCAUAUAAAAGGAAGACAAAACGACGAUAGGCAGAGAUGGAAAAGGUUGCCGGAGCUUUUUGCUGUGUUGCAAUCCCUUGGCAACGAAGAGACAAAGUUGGUGAGAUGAGAGUGUAGACAAAAGUCCUCAGUAGAGAUAAUAAUAACCGAGGGCAAAAUUGGAUUGCACAAAAUGAGUGGGGGUAACACGGUCAUUAAACAUCAUGGAUUAUAUCUAUCUUUCAAAAUCCUAGCUAUAGAGGUAAGAUUUUAUAAUCCAUGGGGCCCACGGAUUUUAGCUCCAAAUAAUCCAAUAUUAGUGGACCCCACAGAUUGAAACAAAAUCCAUUAUAUGCUAACAAACAUGGAUUCAUUAU
Molecule: messenger RNA, 4054 nt
Organism: Linum trigynum
Lineage: Eukaryota; Viridiplantae; Streptophyta; Magnoliopsida; Malpighiales; Linaceae
Source: the annotation of a GenBank genome assembly